CUCCUAAAUUUUGACAAAUUUUGCUCAAUUUUGUCGUGCGAUCAAUUGUAAACAAUGCAAAAAUGCUUCUCCGUUAAACGUUUGGCCAAUGAAAGUUAUUUCCACAACAAUUAAAUAAAUUGUGGAAACUUAUUCCUAUUUUUUAUCCAAAUAGAGUGAAACUAUUGUCACGUGCGCAAAUGUGGUAUUUUUCUAACCUGCGAUCCCUGCGAUCAAAGGAUAACCUAUAUAGUUGUAAUCGUUUUUAUACGCAAUUGCGCAAAAAUUAAAGGUUGGUUAAAUACAUGGAGCGAAUAUUUAACUAAAACUUGAAACAAAUAAUGGCAAGGUCGGCGGUUUUAUUUUUUGGAUAAUUGGGAACCAUGAUUGCAGCUUCAGCUCCCAGACAUUUUUAAACAGCCCUAAAAAAUUCACAGCCUCAUAAUGACCAAUACAGUUCAGCAAUACGUCUCGCGUCUAAAAUCUCGUCAUGAGGAAGUCCGCAACAAAGCAGCUCGCGAUCUUUCGGUCUAUGUCAGAACGGAGCUCCGGGAGGCCUCGCAAGAGGAAAUAACCGCCUUCAUGGACGACUUCAAUCACCACAUCUUCGAGAUGGUCUCCGGCACCGACAUGAACGAGAGAAAGGGUGGAAUCCUCGCCAUAGUCUGCCUCAUAAAUGCCGACGUUGGGAAUAUCAACACCCGGACGAUAAGAUUCGCCAACUAUCUCAGGAAUCUGCUGCCAUCGAGCGAUGUCGGUGUGAUGGAACUGGCAGCAAAAACGGUGGGAAGACUGGCCCUCGUCUCGGGAACCUACACAGCAGCCUACGUCGAAUUUGAAGUGAAACGUGCCUUUGAGUGGCUCGGCGGUGACCGAAAUGAGGGCAAACGGCACGCGGCAGUUCUCGUCCUGAAAGAACUCGCGGUCUCGAUGCCAACCUACUUUUUCCAACAAGUCACCCCAUUUUUCGAAGUCAUCUUCAACGCCGUCCGCGAUCCGAAAGCUGUGAUUCGAGAAGGAGCCGUUGAGGCUCUCCGAGCAGCAUUGAUCGUGACUGCUCAGCGCGAAACCGCGAAGCAAAUGCACAAAUCCCAGUGGUACAAGCAGUGCUACGACGAGAUCGUUUCGGGUUUUGAGGAUGUCUACACGAGAGAGCGAGGAUUCAACCGGGACGACAGAAUUCACGGAUCGCUUCUUGUUCUGAACGAGCUGCUUAGAUGCAGCAAUGUCCAGUGGGAGCGAAACUACGAGGCCCUCAUGGAGAAACUGAACUGCUCCACUCAGAAGAAAGAGAAUGACCUGAUUCUUCUCAUGCCUCAUCUGAAAUCGACGGUUGUCUCCAAGUGGUCCAUAUCGUCCAGAAACGCUCCGAAUAUGCAGGCACACACUCCCGCGCACGAGUCCGCGGCCUGUCGGAGUUUGAUGCUCGAGAAGUUGGACGACAUCAACAACGAGGUGAUGAGUCAGAGGAUGUCGCGAAAUCUCCACAUUCAGCACGCCUUGAUGACUCUUCUUCCACGACUCGCUGCCUUCAAUAGGGAGAAGUUUGUCAAGAAUAAUCUUCGCGAUUGCCUCGCUUAUCUGCUGAUGACUUUAAAAGGCAGAGAAAAGGACAGAGCCGCGGCCUUCACAACUAUAGGAUUGAUCGCAGUGGCUGUUGAGGAUGCGAUCAAACCCUAUCUUCCAAAAAUCAUGGACACGAUAAAGUCCUCCCUUCCCUCGAGGGAGACACCUAACAAGAAGCGAGUUGCUCUCGAGCCAGCGGUUUUUAUUUGCAUUACUCUUCUGGGACACGCUGUGAAUCAGACGAUCACGGCCGAUGUUAAGGAUCUUUUGGAAUCGAUGCUAGCCACUGGAUUGAGUCCAGUUUUGACCACUUCUUUGAGAGAACUAGCGCACAAUGUGCCGUCUCUCAAGCCCGACAUUUCACAGGGUUUAUUGCGAAUGCUUUCUCAGGUUCUGAUGCACAAACCUCUGAGACAUCCUGGCGCUCCAUGGAAUGCGAGCAGUCCAAUUAUGGCUCCACCGACCGAGGUUGAUGUCCCGUCAACAGUUCUGGCGCUCAGAACUCUCGGGACUUUCGAUUUCGACGGAAAUCCUCUUCUGCAAUUCGUGCGAAGAUGCGCUGAUCAUUUUCUGACAUCGGAACAGGCCGAAGUUCGUCUCGAGGCUGUGAGAACUUGCUCGCGACUAUUGCGUCUCGCCCUGAAUCAACCGGGUCCAACAGUCACAACUACAGUUUCAUCGGUCGUGGGAAAACUCCUCGAUGUUGGGAUUAUUGAUACAGAUCCAGAUGUGAGAUUCUGGGUAUUGGCGUCUCUGGACGAGUCGUUUGAUGUUCAUCUGGCGCAGGCGGAGAGCCUCUCUGCUCUAUUUGUGGCGAUGAAUGACGAGGUUUUUGAAAUCAGGGAGAUGGCCAUCAGGACGAUUGGAAGACUGAGUACCAUGAAUCCCGCCUAUGUGAUGCCUUCGCUCAGAAAAAUUCUUAUCCAGUUCCUAACCGAAUUGGAACACUCGGGAAUGGGGAGGAAUAAAGAACAGGCUGCAAGAAUGCUGGAUCAUCUAGUCGUGAGUGCUCCUCGACUUAUCAGACCCUACAUGGAGCCAAUUCUGAAAGUCCUAGUGCCAAAGUUGAAGGAAGCGGAACCGAAUCCAGGAGUUAUUCUCGCGAUUUUGCGAGCGAUCGGGGAUUUGGCUGAAGUCAACGGAGCUGAGAUGCAACAGCGGCUCGAUGAACUCUUGUCGAUUUUGUUGGAAAUGCUCGUGGAUGCAAGUUCUCCGGAGAAAAGGGGAGUAGCUCUCUGGGUUUUGGGACAACUGGUUGGAAGCACAGGAUACGUCGUGACGCCCUAUAUGCAGUAUCCAACACUUUUGGACGUUCUCAUCAAUUUCCUCAAGACCGAGCAACAGAAUCACAUCAGAAGAGAAACUAUCAGGGUGCUCGGUUUGCUCGGCGCGCUCGAUCCCUACAAACACAAGAUGAAUCUGGGCCAGAUUGACUCGCAACUCGAUACUCUUACAUCCAUGGCUGAUAUUAAAAGUGACGCUGAGACUAAUCAGGAUUUGACAACGAGUGAAAUGCUCGUGAAUAUGUCUUCAUCGACACUCGAAGAAUAUUAUCCAGCGAUAGCGAUUGCCACGCUGAUGAGGAUCAUCAGAGAUCCAACUCUCUCCCAGCAUCAUACAAUGGUGGUCCAGGCGGUGACUUUUAUUUUUAAGAGUCUCGGGAUUAAAUGUGUGCCCUACAUUUCUCAAGUGAUGCCCAGUUUUCUCAAUGUUGUUCGCACAGCAGACGUGAUUUUCCGAGAGUAUCUCUUCCAGCAGCUGGCCAUCCUCAUCGCUAUUGUGAAACAGCACAUCAGAAACUACCUCGACGACAUCUUUACUUUGAUCAAGGAAUUCUGGACGGUGAAUAGUCCAAUGCAGACGACCUUGAUUCUUCUGGUUGAGCACAUUGCUGUGGCUCUGGGUGCCGAAUUCAAGAUCUACCUUCCACAAUUGAUGCCACAGAUUCUCCGGGUUCUUACACACGACUCGAGCAAGGAUCGCGCAGUGACUGUGAAACUUCUCCUGGCUCUCCAGAAAUUCGGCAACAAUCUUGACAACUAUCUUCAUCUUGUUUUACCGCCGAUUGUUAAACUCUUCCACGCAACCGACUGUCCCAUCACAGUGAACAGAGUCGCUCUUGAAACUGUUGAUCAUCUCGCAGAUACUCUCGAUUUCACCGACUUCGCCUCGAGAAUUAUUCAUCCUCUGGUGCGAACUCUCGAUCAGUGCCCGGAACUUCGAGACACCGCGAUGGACACCCUCUGCGCUCUGAUAAUCCAACUCGGCAAAAAGUAUAAGAUUUUCAUCCUCCUUGUUCAAAAGGUGAUCAAUAAGCACAAGAUCACUAAUGCCCGAUAUGAAUGUUUAGUGAAUAAAAUUGAUAUCGAGUCAUCAGUGAUGGACACCGAGGAUUAUCUUCUUUUCAAGCAACGCCACACCAAGAAUAAAAAUCGAGACCCUUCGCUGAUGUCUUCGGACACGACGACCAUCAAGCGCCUCCACGUGGAAGCUUCGAAUCUUCAGAAAGCCUGGACGGCGACAAGGAGGGUUUCCAAGGACGAUUGGCUCGAGUGGCUAAAAAGUCUGUCGAUAGGUUUACUAAAAGAAUCACCAUCCCCGGCUUUGCGGUCCUGUUGGGCAUUGGCUCAGACCUAUUCGCAACUUCCCCGCGAUCUCUUCAACGCCGCUUUCGUCUCCUGCUGGACGGAACUCAACGAAAACUACCGUGCCGAAUUGAUCCAGACUCUCCAGCAGGCACUGAUGGUCCCGGAUCUCCCAGAGAUCACGCAAACGAUUCUGAAUCUCGCCGAGUUCAUGGAGCACUGCGACAAGGGACCGCUUCCUCUCGACAAUAAAAUUCUGGGAGAGAGGGCGAUGCAUUGUCGAGCCUACGCGAAAGCUCUUCAUUAUAAGGAGGACGAGUUUCACAAGAGCCGGAAUAAGAGUGACUCGGAGAGAGGUGAUUCGAGAAAUAAUGACUCGAAGAGCAACGUCUACGAGUCGUUGAUUUCUAUUAACAAUAAAUUGCAGCAGAAGGAGGCGGCUGAAGGUCUUUUGGAGUAUGUGAUGAACCAGCACAGUCAACCGGAUUUGAAGGUUCAAGUCAGGUGGUAUGAGAAGCUUCACAAUUGGGACAAGGCCUACCAUCUUUACAAAGAAAGAUUAGACGUUGAUCCUAACGAUGUGGAGUCAACCUUGGGAGAAAUGAGAUGCCUAGAAGCUUUAGGUGAAUGGGGUCAACUCCACGAGGUUGCGAUGAAUCAGUGGUCGCACCAGAGUGAAGAAACUAAGCAAAGAAUGGCGAGAAUGGCAGCUGCUGCAGCUUGGGGUCUGAACCAGUGGGAGAGCAUGCAGAAAUACGUCUCUCUGAUUUCAAAAGACACUCAGGAUGGGGCUUUCUAUCGAGCUGUCCUCGCAAUUCAUGAUGAGAAGUAUGAUGUGGCUAAUGAGUUGAUAGAGAGUGCCAGGGACCUGCUGGACACGGAGUUGACUGCGAUGGCUGGUGAGAGUUACCAGAGGGCGUACAAUGCCAUGGUGGAGGUGCAGAAGCUCGCGGAAUUGGAAGAAGUCAUUCAGUUUAAAUUGGUCCCGGAGAGAAGGCCGACAAUCAAGAAUAUGUGGUGGGAGAGGCUCCAGGGUGGCCAGAGGAUUGUGGAGGAUUGGCAGAAGAUCAUCCAGGUUCAUACGCUUGUUGUCUCACCCCAGGAUGAUAUGUACACCUGGUUGAAGUAUGCGAGUCUUUGCAGAAAGAGUGGGAAUCUUAUGUUGUGUCAUAAGACACUCGUCAUGCUCCUCGGUAUGGAUCCGUCCCUGAUUCCUGAUAAACCUUUGCCUACGUUGCAUCCUCAGGUGACCUUCGCCUACUGCAAACACAUGUGGGUUGCAGGAAAACGAGACGAGGCCUUCAACCAGCUUCAGAAAUUCGUCACAUCCUUCCUCUCGACCUCUAGUAUCUCAUUAACAAACCAGGAAGAUGAAAAGCACCAGGAUUCGCGCAAACGAUUGCUCGCCAGAUGCUACCUGAAACUCGGCGAAUGGACCGAAUCCUUGCAGGGUAUCAAGGAACACUCGAUUCCAGCUGUCCUGUCUUAUUAUUUAGCAGCCACGGAACACGACGCUACCUGGUACAAAGCCUGGCACGCCUUCGCUUACACGAAUUAUGAAACCGUUCUUUUUUACAAACACCAGCAAGGAGAGACCGCCAUCCAGGAAGGUCCACCCACAAACGGAUCCAGGAAUCUCUGCAGUUCUCAGUAUAUAUCUCGCUACACUGUUCCCGCAGUGAAAGGCUUUUUCAAAUCGAUAAAUUUGUCCCACGGAAAUUCCCUUCAGGACACACUUCGCCUCCUCACUCUCUGGUUCGAGUACGGCCAGUGGCCCGAAGUUUACGACGCGAUUGUCGAGGGGAUCCGGAUGAUUGAAAUCAACACCUGGCUUCAGGUGAUUCCGCAGCUGAUAGCCAGAAUCGACACUCCUAGAGCUCUAGUUGGACGCUGCAUUCAUCAUCUGCUGAUCGACAUUGGCAAGACUCAUCCCCAGGCGCUGGUCUAUCCUCUGACAGUGGCCUCGAAAAGUGCCAGCAAUGCUAGAAAGACAGCGGCCAACAAGAUUUUGAAGAACAUGUGUGAACAUAGUCCAACUUUAGUCCAGCAGGCGAUGAUGGCGAGUGACGAGCUGAUCAGGGUGGCGAUACUCUGGCACGAAUUGUGGCACGAGGGACUGGAGGAAGCUAGUCGAUUGUACUUUGGCGAGAGGAAUGUCAAGGGGAUGUUUGACACUUUGGAGCCUCUUCAUGCGAUGUUGGACAGGGGUCCGCAGACCUUGAAGGAAACUUCGUUCCAUCAGGCCUAUGGAAGGGACUUGUCCGAGGCCCUGGAAUGGUGCGGCAGAUUCAAGACUUCGGGAAAUGUGAGGGAUCUGAAUCAAGCCUGGGAUCUUUACUAUCAUGUCUUCCGACGAAUCUCGAGGCAGCUGCCGCAGUUGACGAGUUUGGAGUUGCAGUAUGUUAGUCCGAAACUUCUGAUGUGCAGAGAUUUGGAGUUGGCUGUCCCUGGAAGCUAUCAGCCUGGUCAACCGAUUAUUAGAAUUGCGAGCUUCCACAGUUCAAUGCAGGUUAUUACGAGCAAGCAGCGCCCCAGGAAGCUUUGCAUCAAAGGAUGCAAUGGAAAGGAUUAUAUGUUCCUUUUAAAAGGACACGAAGAUCUCAGACAAGACGAAAGAGUUAUGCAAUUAUUUGGUUUGGUGAACACUCUUUUACUGCACGACCCAGAUACUUUCAGAAGGAAUUUGACUAUACAGAGAUAUGCUGUGAUACCCUUGUCGACAAACAGUGGCCUUAUUGGUUGGGUGCCUCAUUGUGAUACAUUACACACCCUGAUCAGAGAUUACAGAGAAAAGAAGAAGAUUCUUUUGAACAUUGAGCACAGGAUCAUGCUUAGAAUGGCACCGGACUACGAUCACCUGAUGCUGAUGCAAAAAGUCGAGGUUUUCGAGCACGCCCUCGAGCACACAAACGGCGACGAUCUGGCUCGACUCCUUUGGCUGAAAUCGCCCUCGAGUGAAGUUUGGUUCGACCGGAGAACAAAUUACACCCGAUCAUUGGCCGUGAUGUCGAUGGUUGGCUACAUCCUUGGACUCGGAGAUCGACAUCCCUCGAAUCUGAUGCUGGACAGACUCAGUGGAAAGAUCCUGCACAUUGAUUUCGGCGAUUGUUUCGAAGUGGCGAUGACGAGAGAGAAAUUCCCGGAGAAGAUUCCCUUCCGUUUGACCAGGAUGCUGAUAAAUGCCAUGGAAGUGACUGGAAUCGAGGGGACUUACAGAAGAACCUGUGAGUCGGUCAUGUCAGUUCUCCAUAGAAAUAAGGACAGUCUGAUGGCCGUGUUGGAAGCCUUUGUUUAUGAUCCGCUCUUGAAUUGGAGGCUGAUGGACAAUGCGGCUCAGAAGGCCAAAAGGUCUGAUGCUCAGGGAAUGAGUGCGAGCAGCAGUCAAGAACGUGGAGAUAUUCUUGAUUCGAUGACUGCUACUUUGCCGAAGAAAGGAGUGCCUUCCAGUGUCGAGAAUGGAGGGGACAGCAAUCAACCAGAAGCUCUAAAUAAGAAGGCCCUGACAAUAACGAACCGAGUCAGAGAUAAACUAACUGGUCGUGACUUUUCUCACGAUAAAACAUUAAGUGUCCAGCGACAGGUGGAUCUUUUAAUUCAGCAGGCAACUAAUAACGAAAAUCUGUGCCAGUGUUAUAUCGGGUGGUGCCCCUUUUGGUAAAAACCUGACGAAAUACUGGUCCAGUGGUAAGACUAAAAGCACUAAUUAUCGAAUAUUGUGAUUUCCGUUUCGCAUUUCACAUUUCACGUGCCUGUCAGAGAAAAUUUCAGUUACUUCGGAUUUCUGUCGUUGUACUGUUUGUAUAUAAUUCAUUCACACGCGACGUUUACGAUCUAUUUAGGUGAUCAUUUUAUAGAUAUUUUACGAGUAAACUCAUUAUGCUGAUGUAAGAACGAGAAUUUUAUAUUCUCGCAGUUUCGAUGUAUAAAGAUUAAAUUAAAUAAAUAUACAUAC
Belonocnema kinseyi is the source of this 8082-nucleotide messenger RNA. RefSeq names its product serine/threonine-protein kinase mTOR (gene Tor). NCBI's taxonomy places the organism in Eukaryota, Metazoa, Arthropoda, Insecta, Hymenoptera, Cynipidae. The record is from RefSeq and is a predicted model, not a curated record. Gene Ontology annotation, molecular function: protein-containing complex binding; protein serine/threonine kinase activity; protein binding. The coding region runs from base 424 to 7788 and encodes 2454 amino acids. The transcript is spliced from 10 exons. Gene Ontology annotation, biological process: TOR signaling; negative regulation of macroautophagy; protein phosphorylation. Gene Ontology annotation, cellular component: TORC2 complex; TORC1 complex; nucleus.